GCAAAAUGUCUGUCAAACUGUAUCCCAAUUUUGUUGCUAAACAUUAGGAGUGAAUGUAAUAAUGCAUUAAUGCAUUGGAAACGACAUACAAAAUAGCAUAGCAUUGAUAGCAUUGAAUGGCAUUAUUGAAUGCUUUUGCGAACCGAUAAUAGGGUUUGAGGUGAGAGUGAGUGCAAAGUGUAUACAAAUUCUCGUCCAUCACAUCCCGAUUGGCCACUCAUUGGCCAUAGAAGAGCACAUCACAAGCCAUUGUGCGGACACUCUAGCCGUGUGUCGCGAGUGUCGGCCCCACUCUUCGCGAGACUCAUCCCAACACAAGAAUCGAUUGAAUUCCAUGUUUACUGUCCUCUCAUUCAACACUUUGCCUUUAAUAAUGUUAUGUUUAUUAUUGUAUUUUUCAGAUACUUGUCGUCCAAACGAUUGACAUUUUGAAGACAACUGAAUGAGCGAUGAUUUAAAACGUGAUUUUGUUUCGUAAUCGCAAUCAAAAGCCAAAGUCAUUAAUAAUAAUAAUUUCAGUGUUUCUUAUUAUUUAUAUACAACUCGUAAUAAUUGUUUUGGCGUUUAGUUUGUCUUCAUUUUGAGUCGUGUUUUGUGUUUCAGUUCUUAUAUUUCCUCAAAGAAGUCGUCAAUAAUCAUGAAAACUGAUCCAAAAUAUUGAAAAUUCAAAUAUUUGUUUAUUUUUUGUUUUGUGUUUUAUUGGGAAAUGCGCUCCAAAUUAGGGCCAACUCUUAACUAGAGAUUUAUAAAUUAAUUUACAAUUUAUUUAAUUAUUAUUUUUAAUAUAAAGAAACAAAUUUUAUGUCCUUUUUGUGUCCAAACAGUUAUUUGUAAUUAAUUUAAUUUGUGCUUAACUUCUGUGAAGAUAUUUUAGUGAAAAGUGUUUUUUGUUUUUGAAUUUUUUGUGUGUAAAUAAUAAAUCAAUUGAGAGAUGACUUCACAUUCACUUCAAGCGCCGACAGCUUUUGUCGACAAAAUAGAUCCGUUCAAAAAGGGGUCGCUUAAGAGAAAGCAAAAGAAAUCUCAGGGAUCGUCCAGAUAUCGGCUCACCUCUGAGGUCGAGUUACAGCCGUUACCGCUCCUCAAAGAUGUGGCGAGUGGUGAACAGGAGGGCCUAUUUAUACGCAAAUUAAGGCAGUGUUGUAUUGCUUUCGAUUUCAUGGAUCCGGUCUCUGAUCUGAAGGGAAAAGAGAUCAAAAGAGCGACACUCAAUGAAUUAGUCGAUUAUAUCAGUGCCGGUCGGGGAGUGCUUUCUGAACCAACUUAUCCCGAGAUUAUUAGAAUGAUAUCCUGCAAUUUAUUUCGAACAUUACCUCCGAGUGAAAACCCAGACUUUGAUCCCGAAGAGGACGACCCGACACUGGAGGCCUCGUGGCCUCACUUGCAAUUAGUUUAUGAGUUUGUUCUCCGUUUCCUCGAAUCGCCAGACUUUCAGCCAACAAUCGGAAAGAAAGUGAUUGACCAGAAAUUUGUUCUUCAGUUGCUGGAAUUGUUUGACAGCGAAGAUCCACGAGAACGAGAUUUCCUGAAAACUGUUUUGCAUAGAAUUUACGGCAAAUUUUUAGGUCUUCGAGCGUUCAUUAGAAAGCAAAUCAAUAAUAUAUUCUUGAGGUUUAUAUACGAAACGGAACACUUCAAUGGUGUGGGAGAACUGCUCGAGAUAUUAGGGAGUAUAAUAAAUGGUUUCGCAUUGCCUUUAAAGACAGAACACAAACAGUUUUUGGUCAAAGUUCUCAUUCCUCUACAUAAGCCUAAAUGUUUAGGUCUAUAUCACGCUCAAUUGGCGUAUUGUGUCGUUCAGUUUCUUGAGAAAGACGCCACUCUAACUGAACACGUGAUCAACGGUUUACUCAAAUUCUGGCCAAAGACUUGUAGUCAGAAAGAAGUGAUGUUUUUGGGAGAGAUUGAGGAGAUUCUCGAUGUGAUCGAACCCUCGCAGUUCGUGAGAGUUCAAGACUCUCUCUUCAGACAGAUUUCCCGAUGUGUGUCGAGUCCUCACUUUCAGGUGGCCGAACGGGCGCUAUAUUUCUGGAACAAUGAAUAUAUUCUGAGUUUAAUAGAAGAGAACAGUGCAGUAAUUAUGCCGAUUAUGUUCCCGGCGUUGUAUCGCAUCUCUAAAGAGCAUUGGAAUCAGACUAUCAUUGCAUUAGUAUAUAAUGUGUUGAAGACCUUCAUGGAAGUCAACUCCAAACUCUUCGACGAGUUGACCGCCUCUUACAAAACCGAACGACAAAAAGAGAAGCGGAAAGAGAAGGAAAGGGACGAACUAUGGAAGCGUUUAUCACAAUUAGAACUGAACCAUAAGGCAAAGAUAGGGUCGACAUUAUCUCCAACACUGACCACUACUUCAUCGUCAUUCAGUCCAAUCGGAUCACAACUGAGUGCCGGUCGCGGCGGCGGCGGUAUAUCAUCGGGUGUGGCGCCAGUGAUGGCACCAGUUGUGAUGAACAGAAGCCGAAGCCACGAUCCACACCAUUGGGACCCAAUGAAUACGAACGCUUGAUAUUAAUGAGUAUUAUUGAGGUCUUCGAUAGUUUAGUGGAAAACAGAUUAUUAUCACAAACAAAAAUAGUAGGAAAUAACGAUUGAACUGAUGUUUCGCUCAUUUGAUUCAAACUUUUCAUAAUUGAAAUUAGAGACGAUUUAUGCAUACAUUUCGACAUUUGUUUUCCCAGUCUAUAGAGAUUUGAACUCAAAAAACCAAUUGAGAGGAAAUAACUAUAAAUAACACUAAAAUAACUUUAAAUUCUAAUUUCCAGAAAAGCAGAAAAAUUUUGUUUGUCUUUUAAUUUAAUUAUUAAAUCCUUAUUUUGAGCUUAAAAACAAAAGCAGACCUUAGAGUACAGCACUCUCUCCCGGAGUGCUCUCUUCUUCGGUGGUGUCAUUGAAUGUCAUUUAAAUUGUUAUUUAAUUAAAUGUAAUUAUAUUUAGUUAACAAUUACUAAAAAGCAUACAAACAGACAAAUCGCACGAUUUGUUGAAUAUUGUUAGUAAUUGAGGAUCGAAUUGACGCCAAUGUUAUGAUUAUAACAUCUUUUGUUAUUAAAUAUAGAUUGAAAACCAAACCAUAAAAUAUUUGAUUCAACAAAACAACAAAAAUACCAAUAGUUUGUUAAACAAAGAGAAAAAACAACAAAAGACUAAUUAAUUAAAGAAACGGCAAAUUUUACACUUCAUUCCCAUUUUCGAUACCUUUCAAUAUAUAAUGAAAUGACAAAUAAUUUUAAUAUUUGGCU
Molecule: messenger RNA, 3236 nt
Organism: Medioppia subpectinata
Lineage: Eukaryota; Metazoa; Arthropoda; Arachnida; Sarcoptiformes; Oppiidae
Source: the annotation of a GenBank genome assembly